Molecule: messenger RNA, 6195 nt
Organism: Charadrius vociferus (killdeer)
Lineage: Eukaryota; Metazoa; Chordata; Aves; Charadriiformes; Charadriidae
Gene: ZGRF1
Product: zinc finger, GRF-type containing 1
Exons: 26
Coding region: 1-6189 (2062 amino acids)
Biological process (GO): double-strand break repair
Cellular component (GO): nucleus; site of double-strand break
Molecular function (GO): helicase activity; zinc ion binding
Source: RefSeq, a predicted model, not a curated record
AUGGCUUCUCAAGAAUUUACUGUGCUGUACACUCACCAAAAAAUGAAAAAGUCGAAGACGUGGCAAGAUGGAAUUCUGAGGAUUAGAACUGGUGGAAAUAAGGCUAUCUUGUUUGAUGAUAAAGGACAAUGUUUGGAGAGUCUUUUUAUAAAAUCUCAGGUGAAUACUGGAGAUAAUUUAGAAAGUGAAAGAUACUUGAUCACAGUUGAAGCAGUGAAAGCAAAUGAGAAAUCUGUUGAAGAUCAGACGAGGAAAGCAGAAACUCCGGCAGUGGAUAGAAAUGGUGUAAAACCUGGUGUUCUGCCUCCAAGACAUCUGUCUGUUGGCUUGAAAAGGAAAUUUACAGGUUUCCAAGGGCCACGCCAAGUUGAAAAGAAGAAAUCGACGAUGGAAGAUGGAGAAAACCCAACAAUAUUGCCUUUAUCUAAGCAGUGUCAAGGUUCUUUUCCAUCCAAGUUUUAUGUUACCUCUCCGUUAUUUUCUACGAUUUGCAAGAAGGAUGCAGAAACAAAUCUAUCUGCAGGCUUUCAUGAAGAUGCACGUACAGAUAAUGAUACAGAACACCUAUCUCUCUCCUCCCUGCUUUCAGCUCCGUUCCUCGACAGAUAUGAGGAGACAGAGAAGCAAAACUCUGACCAGUCCACUGUGAAGUCAGAAUCUCCUCGAAUUACUGGGCACUCCACAUCUAGUAGUCAGAGAGCUGGUCACGGGGCAGUGUCACACAACAUCAGGAGCACAGCACAGAUAAUAGCUCUUUUGCAGUCUAAACCAACAGAAGGAGGCAGAGAGCAAGCAACGUCUCAAGUCACAGAAUGUCUUUCUAGGUUUCAGGCAUCAGAAAAUGCAGAUAGUUUAUAUAACCAAAAAAGCACAGUCCUACCUGCUUUUUCAGGCAACCCUGCCAAAAGACUCGUUCAAAAUAUUCAGCACCCGCCUUUGACAAAGGGAACUGUAAAUGAUAAAAAGGGACAGAAUGCUGAAAUGUUUGUAAAUUCAGUUGAACGACCUUGUGAUAAAGAAGUCGCAGGACAGAGACUUGUCAAAAAGGCAAAUAAUCUAAGUCAAGACUUACAAGAUUCCUGCAAUACAAAUGGUCGCUUCCUACCUGAAUCCACCGUAAGUGGAAUGAGUGACAGUCAGUUUGUCACAUCCUCAGGUGACGUUUCGCCUUCAUCGAGUCCAAUCAGCUUUGAAAAUCUCUUCAGAUACCGGGAGCGUUCAGUGACUAACAGUCUUAAGGAGAAUUCAUCUGUGAAGUUGCAAAGCAAGCUUCAGCCAAGACAAAACUCCGAAAGAGUGCUGGGUGACCUGGAGUUCUCUGUGGACGUAACACUGACUGAAACUGGAAUUGUAAAGGAGGAGUUAGGUAUGCACGGCAAAGACUGCGGUCCGGAUGAGCAGGUGAUGGAGAUUAACUUCAAUCUAAUGGAGGCCUUUGAUUUUAAUGACACAGACAAUGAAAAGCUCUGCGAAAGAGACGUGAAUAAGCUCACUGAAGGAAACGUGCUUUCACAAAGUCCGGAUUGCUUAAAGGGAGAUGAUGUAGCGCAGAAUACUGCGCUGAGACUUCAUUCUUGCUGUGAAGCAGUGACAGACUGUGAAAAGGAAGUUAAACGUUCAACAACUGAUGAAGGGUAUGAUGGAAAUCUCUGUGCUGAGGGCAUACCAUCUCAGCGUAGUAACAGCAAUGUUGGAGAGGCAGGGAAAAUUGCAGAAGACUCUGCAAACCAGACCGGAAUUGAAGUGGAACUUUUGGGUGAUGGACACAAUGUAAAAGAGAUGAAUGAAAGUCAAUUAAGUAUUGGAGCCACAAACAAUAAGAAGGAUCUUGAUGGCUGUGCCGCGCAUACCAUUAAAGACAUGUCAUGGACAAAAAGCAAGCACUCGGAUCUUUUGCCUGGUGACACAGAUGUUAAUGAAUGUCACCCUAUAAGCAGAAUGUUUGAGAAAACGGAAAGUGUUCCACGUGUUUCUAGCAGUAGAAUAAUUUCUGCAAUGGAGAAAACGACCCAAGAAGAUGUUAUACAGCUUGGAUGCAUGAAAUCCCCAGAUGUUGAUUUAGAAAGCUUCUGGGGUAUUAAAAGUGAUGACAUUAAACCAGGUAGUCCUUUGCUGGCUUUGUCACGAAAAUCACAUCCUAGCUACGGCUCGUUCCAAUAUAUUGCAGAAGACCAUGAAAAGGUAUUUGGCAUUUCACCUAAGGAAGAUACUGUAACUUCCAGAAGUUCUAUCUGUCCUUUAGGAAAAGGCCAUUCAUCUCCAGAGGAAACAGCAAUAGGUGAAACUAAGUUUGAAAAUGUAGAGACCAUAAAUGCCUUUCGUGAAGCCCGCAAAAGUGAAAUAGGAAUGGAUUGCCCGAAAUGCACGGCAAUGGCUGAAAAUUCAUCAGAUCUUCCUGAUUUGGUAAACAAUAUCGCUCUUCUAAGAGCUUUGACUCAACAUAGCACAGCAUUAGAAAGCUUACAAAAGAUGGAGGAAAAUAAUAGCCUAUUAUGCGAAGCAGAGAAUUCUAAGGAGAUGUUUGAACCCCUUGUGAAAGAUGAAGCUAUAAAACAGUUUACAGAAAUGCCUUACUCAGAAAGUAUACAGGCAUCUUCCUGUUCAUACUUUGAUUCUUCUGGCUUUAUGCCUGUUGCAUUUCAAGGGCACCAAGUAAAGGGCUCAGCAGCUAGCGAGGUAAUGUUGAGAGCUCCCUGCGCCCAGCUAGGAUGGCAGCAGUACCCAGAUUAUACGGAGUUUGCAGCUGAGAGAUUUUUGUCACCCCCGCUCUCGAGCAAUUAUGUCCUUUCUGACUCCAGACAGUCUCCAGGUUCAAGAAGUCCUCAUGAGGAUGAUAUCAACUUUAUCAGAGAAGAGAAUUUUCAGAAGUCGAACGUCAUUACAGAGUCAAGAAUAGAUGAGUCCUCUUCAGGAAGUGAGGAAACUAUUGGAGACAUGCAGGAGCCCCUGAUACACAGGAUCUUGCGAAGUGAACCAGAACGUUCAGUUUUCUCUUUCAGACGGGAGCGAUCCAGCUAUCCAGAGGAAUGCAACCUCUCAAGCUUCAAACCCUCGGUUAAAACACGGACCCCAUUUGUCACCCUUCCUGCCACUGAGAAGGUUCCCGACGCAGUUUAUCCGACUGACAGCGAGGAGGUCCAGCAAUCAUUCGGCUCUUCUGUAGUCCAUUUAGGCAACAAGUCAGCGGUAUUUCCUAUUAGUGCUUUUGGCCCCGAGGACAGAAAUUAUGAACCCUCUGUGUUUGGAGAGUAUACGGAAGACGGACAAAUGGAAGACGGACAAAUGGAAGACGGACAAAAGGAGUCCGUACAACCAGUGUUCCCUAAUUUGACUUCACAAUACAGACAAAGCAAGUGGCUGAAAUACCAAAACAGCGCUCAGUGUGACUUGAUCACUCAAAACAGCGAUGAUGGGGAUGUGACCGAUGACAUCUGCGUUGAGAGUGCCCUUGGAAUGCCGCUGGGUGACACAGGAGAGAGCGGCGCCGUGAAGAAAAGUGCUCCCGGCUCUGCAUCUCUGCUGACAGCGAAGAGCACGCCUGCUCAAUGCUGUGCAAAUACCCGCGACCAAGAUUUGAUUUCAGAGGGGAAGUUACUUUCUCUGCACUCAAGUCAGACACCUUUGGCUGAAGCAACACAAAAGGUGUUAAGUCAUCUGAGCUGCCACGCUGGAACAGGAGACGGCCAGGACAUAACAAUUUCCGAGUUGUCUUUUCCUAGUGUGGAUAAAGUAAAAUAUGCUAAUCUUCCAAAAAGAAAGAUUUCCAUACCAAUUGUGUUUCAGUCUUACGUUCACUACAAACAGAUUUUUAAAGCUGCUCUGACAGAGCAAUUAAACAUCAUGCUAUUUGAGUUGUCGCAAAGAUUGCACGAUGCUCUUUCGAAAGUAGAUAUAUCAUUUUACACUUCGUUGAAAGAUGGGCAAAGCGAGAGCAAAGCAAGCUGCGGUCCAGUCUGCAGUCACACGCGUCCUGCGAAGCUCGUGAUGGUUAAAAAAGAAGGUCAAAACAAGGGUCGUUGGUUUUAUACCUGUGAUGCCCCAAAAGCUGAGCGGUGUUCGUUUUUCAAGUGGGUAGAAGACGUGAACCCUGCGCAGCUGAAAUCCAGACCUGGUGUAGUGCUUCAUGAUAUAAAAAGUAUUGGGACGUACCUCAGAAGUCAAAAGAUUUCUCUCUCUGAGGGAUGCCAGCUUUUGGUGAGGAAAGCCUUUGAAAUUCAAACACAGCGGUGUAGUAAGUUCAAGAAAUUUAUGAAUACAUCUGCCAGAUUUGAUGGUGAUUCCAAAACCAAAUUAUACCUCAAACUGAACAGAAAGGAGCAUUAUUCUCUCUAUAGCAAAGAUGAUAUUUGGGUUGUCUCAAAGACUCUGAACUUUGAUCCCCCGGAUACUUUCAUUGCAAGUAGUGCUUUCUUUGGACCCUCCUCCAACAACGAAGUGGAAUUACUACCACUGAAAGGCUACUGCCCCUCCAACUGGCGAUCAAAUACGUUGGUUCAUGCCUUGCUGGUUUGUAACGCUAGUGGUGAGCUUACAUCUUUAAGAAAUAUGGAGGAGCACUUCAAUCCAUCUACGUUACCGCUAAUACCUUAUCUACUGAAAAUGAAUUUUGAUUCUGAAAAUGCCUCCAAGAGAGUAAACAAAAGAAAAUUUAUCCCACCUGCCGUCAGCCUGAAACGCACAGUGAUGUAUGGAGCAGUCAGCACUGAAGCGGCGAUGGGGUUAGCUAAAAAGAUGAUCCAAACGUUCUCGUUGAACCCAGAUCAAGCGACGUCGCUGCUUCGGGUAGCUCAGAUGAUGGCCUCGUGUGAAAACACCAAAGCAGCGCAAGAACAUCAGAUCUUCCCGAUCACUAUCAUACGUGGCGUGUUUGGAGCUGGAAAGAGCUAUCUGCUGUCUGUUGUGGUCCUGUUCCUGGUACGACUCUUUGAAAGCAGUGAAGCUACGGAGGGUCCCAGGUCAGCUCCGUGGAAACUCUUGAUUGCUUCUUCCACUAACGUUGCCGUGGACAGGAUACUGCUGGGUCUACUUGAUCUUGGAUUUGAGGAUUUUAUCAGAGUGGGGAGUAUUAGGAAAAUCACCAAAGCAAUUCUUCCCUAUAGCUUACAUGCUGGCUCGGGAAACGAAAAUGAGCAGUUAAAAGAACUGCUUGCUCUCAUGAAAGAAGACUUAACUCCAGUUGAAAAAAUGUACGUAAGGAAGAGUAUUGAGCAACAUAAACUGGGGACCAAUAAAACCAUACUGCAACAGGUAAGAGUGGUUGGAGUGACGUGUGCUGCCUGCCCGUUCCCUUCUCUGAACGCUCUGAAGUUUCCCGUGGUGAUGCUGGAUGAGUGCAGUCAGAUGACUGAACCCGCUUCUCUCCUUCCUAUCGCAAGGUUUCAGUGCGAAAAGCUAGUCCUUGUUGGAGACCCUAAGCAAUUGCCGCCAACUAUUCAAGGGUCUGAGAGCGUUCAUGCCAAGGGAUUGGAGCAGACUCUCUUUGACCGGCUUUGCUUAAUGGGACAUAAAACAAUACUUCUUCGGACACAGUACCGAUGUCACCCUGCUAUUAGUGCCAUAGCCAACGAGCUGUUCUAUGAAGGACAUCUGAUAGAUGGUGUUUCCGAGAAAGACAGAAGUCCUUUAUUGGAUUGGCUCCCGACACUAUGUUUUUACAGUGUUAAUGGGGUAGAGCAAAUCGAACGAGACACCAGCUUUUACAACGUGGCAGAAGUUCAUUUUACGGUCAAGCUCAUCCAGGCUCUGAUCGCAAGUGGAAUCGAAGGGUCUGCAAUUGGUGUGAUUACUCUCUAUAAAUCCCAGAUGUGUAAGAUUCAGAAUUCGCUUAGCGGUGUACACUCUGAGGCUUUUGAAGUUAAAGCUGUCCAGGUCUCCACUGUGGACGCGUUCCAAGGAGCUGAGAAGGAGAUCGUCGUUUUGUCGUGCGUGAGAACAAGACAAAUUGGGUUCAUAGACUCGGAAAAGAGAAUGAACGUUGCGCUGACCAGGGCAAAGAGGCAUCUGUUGAUCGUUGGAAAUUUGGCCUGUUUAAGUAAGAACAGACUGUGGGGAAGAGUAAUUCAGCACUGCAAAGGAUGGGAAAAUGGAUUGCAACACGUAAGCCAGUGUGAGCAGCAGCUGAACGACAUUCUGAAGUAUUAUUUGGAGAAAAGGAAAGAAGAGGAACAGAAUCAGAAAAAGGAAAAAUAAAACGUG